Messenger RNA from Oryza brachyantha (malo sina), 1118 nucleotides. Its product is annotated as E3 ubiquitin-protein ligase RNF4-like. NCBI's taxonomy places the organism in Eukaryota, Viridiplantae, Streptophyta, Magnoliopsida, Poales, Poaceae. The record is from RefSeq and is a predicted model, not a curated record. The transcript is spliced from 6 exons. Bases 153 to 740 code for a protein of 195 amino acids.
CGCCUUUUAAACAGAGGGAGGAGGAGGGGAAACGACUCUUCCCCUUCCCCCGGGUUGAAACUGAAAUCGCGGUCGCCUCCCUCCUCGCGGGAUCGAGCACGGAGCAGGCUGGUUUUAGUGUUGAGUAGCACUGUACGAGCUCCAAAUUUAGCAUGAGUACUGUCAGUGGCGCUCGGCGUGCCCAAAGGAGGCAAUCCCAAGAAGGUUCUGGCGAUAAAGUUGUUGUAAACUUGGACGCAAUCCCCUCCCCAGUGGUGAGCCGUCGUGAGGCGCCAACCUUAACUGGUGCGCGCGCCUCUCCCAUUGAUGUGGAAGCUCUGGAUGAUGAAGUGCAGACAGUAUCAGCUUCGCAAGUGCCUCCUCCGAGAAGGAACCGGAGAGCUAGGAGGCAGCCUGUGGCAGUAGUUGAUCUGGAAGUAGAUGCUAGACGGGAAGGGAACAAACGUCAAAGGGUUGCACCUGUUAUACGCCUCUCUCCAGAGAGAGGAGAAGGGUCCAGCUUGCAGUCAAACAAUGCUGUGAAGACUAACAAAGAGCCUCCUAAGCCAAAGGAGCCGGUUUUUAACUGUCCAGUGUGUUGGAACAAGUUGGAGGAGCCCUCUACAACAAUUUGUGGCCAUAUUUUCUGCACGAACUGCAUUAAGCAAGCCAUUCAGAUUCAGAAGAAAUGUCCUACCUGCCGGAAGAGCCUAAGGGCGAACAAUUUCCAUCGUAUUUACCUUCCAGGCUCUGAUAGUUAAGGCUCAUUGAAUUUAUACCGAAGGGAAUUCUGGUUGAAUCUAAUAAUAUAUUCAGGAUCAGAAGGCCCCCCCGUAGCGUGUAUCAUUUUGCUGAGAAGUAGUGCCACAGCAAAAUGACAUCACCCCAGACGGUUCAUCCAAUGCUGUUUGUAUGUAUCACCAGGAGCUCAUCAGCUGCCGGUGACAACAUCCUGAUUACGCAACUGGAUGGCCUCUUGCUGCCGCCAAAGUAUACAUCAAAUCUAACUAUAGUCUCAUUGGUUAGAAUGUCUUUUGUGUACUGUUGUAUGUACCAGGCGCUUGGCCGUGCUACCGUACCUUCUCGCCCUAGCUGGCUAAUGUAACCGUGAUGAUGUUUAGCAUCGCAUGUUGUCUUCC